Messenger RNA from Heterobasidion irregulare TC 32-1, 1359 nucleotides. RefSeq lists its product as uncharacterized. Gene Ontology annotation, biological process: double-strand break repair via synthesis-dependent strand annealing; resolution of mitotic recombination intermediates; telomere maintenance via recombination. Gene Ontology annotation, molecular function: ATP binding; four-way junction DNA binding; ATP-dependent DNA damage sensor activity. The transcript is spliced from 2 exons. Gene Ontology annotation, cellular component: Rad51C-XRCC3 complex; replication fork. Lineage: Eukaryota; Fungi; Basidiomycota; Agaricomycetes; Russulales; Bondarzewiaceae. The annotation marks the transcript as partial. The record is from RefSeq and is a predicted model, not a curated record.
ACAGGUGGUCUUGUGAAGGCAACAGAUGUUUUGAUGAUCGCACCCCAGGACCUGGCAAGGAAAUGUAGGGUGCCGCUGGUAGAGGCACAGAGUAUUGUAGACAUCGUUUGUCGAGCUCUAGAUCGCCCACCGAGCCUGCUUGAAGACCUUGAACGGUCAGGCACCGACGCGUUUACAACAGGUGACUCCACCCUCGAUGGAAUACUCGGAGGAGGUAUCAGACCGGGCAUGAUCUGGGAGCUUGCGGGAGAAGGUGCUUCAGGGAAAACGCAACUAGCCCUCCAACUCUCGCUCAUGGUACAGCUCCCAUCAUCCAAGGGCGGACUUUCUGGCUCUGCGUGCUACGUGACAACGUACUCAGUACUCCCGACGACUCGUCUAGUAGAGAUGCUGCAUGAAAACCCGCUAUUGUCUUCAUCCUCCUGCAGUCUCUCAAAUGUGAAGACCGUUGUGGCAGGGUCCGUUGGGGCUCUUCAAUACAUCCUUUCAAACUCAGUACCUGCCCUUGUAGAAUCCUCAGCGACAUCUGGAGAUAUGCCUGUCAGACUGCUCGUCAUAGACAGCCUGGCAGAAGUCUUCCCGGAGGACAGGCCAUCUGCUGCUCAGCUUUCAGAACGCUCCAAGAGCGUUUCGGACAUCUCGAAAAUGCUUCACCGAUUGGCAAGCCAAUAUCGCAUGGCAGUGGUAAUCAUUAACCAUGUGGUUGAUGUGUGGGCGCAGGGCGCAGAUCGCGGCGUUCAGGGCGACCUCAUAUAUGCCGACCAAGCGCGUUUCUUCAGUCGUGCGGAUGGCAUCCCAGGGGAGGGCAGGAAAAGCGCCGCUCUUGGACUGGCAUGGGCUAAUCAAAUCAACGCACGCAUCAUGCUAACGCGGACUCAUCGACGGCAGGCUCUGGAUGAGCUUCAUGGCCGAGAGACGAAGCGACCACGCUUGGAAACCCCCGUGCCUCGGAGUGCUGUGGAGGUUCAGCCUUAUCUCGUUCGACGCUUAACUAUCAUCUUCAGCUCCGUAUCUCAGCCAGGUUCUCUCAACUUCAUCAUCACCGCUCAAGGCGUUAGCUCAAUCGACGACGAGAUCUGUUUCUCUUCCCCGCCGUCAGAUCCUCGAAUAUCCUCAGCAUCUCACUCAUCAGGGUUGGACUCCAGCCCUCCUCAACCACUGAUGGCUGGUGUGAGUAUUAACGAUGUCGCCUAUGCAGAGAAUGACCUACAAUCAACCUUAGACGUCGCCGAAUUGCAUGACGUUGAAGGCCAGGAGGAUGAUGAAGAGGCUCACUAUUGGAAGGAGCUUGGUGGGGAUGACGCUCUCUCGGAGAAUGAAGGAGACGUUGACGAGUCAAUCUUUUCGAGUAGUGCAUAA